Aspergillus oryzae RIB40 is the source of this 2361-nucleotide messenger RNA. RefSeq names its product putative cell wall proline rich protein. The record is from RefSeq and is a predicted model, not a curated record. The transcript is spliced from 2 exons. Bases 1 to 2361 code for a protein of 786 amino acids. Lineage: Eukaryota; Fungi; Ascomycota; Eurotiomycetes; Eurotiales; Aspergillaceae.
AUGCCGAACCUCCCUGUGAAUCGAGCAGGCGGACAUCGUCGCCGAUGUAGCGAGUUUGUCGGCGCGGAGCAAAUUGUAAGCUCCGGGACAGUAGAGGCGAGUCGGGGCGAUGAGGUAAACUUCAACACAACACCGACUAAGCUCCCUGUUCCUGGGCCUGGUUUCAGUGCAGGUGGUCCUGGAAAGCGUCGCCAUGCCCAUCGGCGCUCGGCGGCGAUCUCCAGUGUUGAUCUAACCGCUAUAUCGAAUACGCUCGAUUUAAAGCCCGCUGUCGGAAGUGCGCCACUGUUCUCGACGGGCGCAAAGCGUGAUCUUGCUGCAUCUGACGAGGCUCUUAGACCCACAUGCUAUUCAGCAACCACCUUAGGUCGAUUUACUCCGCCCGCAUCUCCCCAGAUUAUGAUUAAUGAUGAAUCCUUGCCCGCUGUCCAGCUUGAAACAGCAAGCGAUCGUCUCACCGAUGAGCGGCCCAUUUCCGAAAUUUCGAAGGAUUCUGGAAGCACUGUACGACCGGAGGAUAAAGCUAGAAAUAGCGAAAAGCCUGGUCCACCUACAAGCGAGCUGCCGUCAUCUGUGGAUCGAGCUCAGAAGCCGAGACCGAGAACUGCGGAUGCAUCUCUGAUGCUCGAUCCCAACACGAUCAGUGGAACCGAUGAUGCAUCUCGGAUGAAGCGGCCUCUUUCUGCCACAGGACACUCUCGUUUUCGCAAAAGUAUAUCUUCUGGAAUUAUUGACGCCGCAUUGAGGAGACAUCAUGGCGGUGACAGUCGCUGGACAGAAUCCUCAAGACACUCUUCUUCCGACGAUGGUGAUUCAUAUGCAUCCACCGAGGAUGCCCGUGGGUCGUUUGAGUCUACGUCUGCCUCAAAGAAAAAGUCAAAGACUAAGAAAAGACAGAAGAAAGUACGUUCUUGGGCCGGAGCCAUUCUUACCCGAGGAAAGGGGAAGCGCCAUUCGUCAAAGGAAGAGACGAAGGACGAAACGAAUCAGUCCGAAGUUCCCCCUCCAGCGAUUAAGAGGACCAAUUCAGAUCUCGGGUCAGCAGUGGACGUGAAUUUCGACGAUGAUGAGGAUAUCGUCAUCAUUCGGACCCCUACCAAUCCCGCUGCUCCAAGAUCGCAUGAACCAACAUCUGAAGUUGAACCUCACAUCUCCCUGGAAAAUUCGUGGAAGCCACGGAGUUUCUAUGAGCAAACUACACAAAAUGAUGCUCUGAGCCCUAUCAUCGACUUGGAUGCGGCUCUGGGACCUUUUAAUACCCCUGAUGGGCGAUCCCGCUGUACCCCUGAGAGCGGGUUCUCAGCAGCGACAAAACGGAUGUAUAGUGGUGGACGACGGGGCGAAUUUGUCGGGCCAGAAAUGCGCUAUCACCGACGCGCAGAAAGUGCCCCGGAAAUGCCUCCUUUUGACCGUAGCUUCCUCAACCAAGCGCGUCUCGCGAAUAAUGCGUCCUUGGAAAAUCCGGAUGUGUUCUACGAAGAAGAGGAAGACGCUUUUCUGGCGGCCACAAGUGAUUCACCCAAGCACAGCGAUGAAAUUAUUGCGGCACAGGCUGUUUCCUCCGGUGCUGAAAGUGUCGACCUCCAAUCAGAGGGCAGCAAAGUUAGCUCAGACACCCUCACUCGGGAACACACGAGCGAAGUCAAUACACAGCAGUCGGGUCUCGGUAUUCAGAAAGACGGGCUGCCUGAGCCGUCAGAGCCUAACGCUAUUUCUGCGUACCAGGAUAAUAGCAGUCUCGUAGGGCAACAGUAUGCCAUUGGCCAGCUUCACAAUGCAAAGAACCCUUUCAGCAGUCGACCAAAAAGCCCAGGACCAGCGGAGAUUAUCAAACAGGAGAUUUGGCAACGUAGACUGGGAGUCCCUCCUAGUCCCGAUGUUUCUCCACGAUUUCUACCUGCUGACAAUAGGCCUUCCACUUCACCUAUUGAACUCACCCCGAAUAUUCCUCCUUUCUCUCUUCAGGGUGGUAGUUCUUUGUCUAACUCCUCCUUUCCAUCUCCCGACUUCACUGGCUCUUCAUCUGAUGCCCCUCGCUCGAUCACGACGUCCUCCACCACCGACCGUAAUUUCUCGAGUCCUUCUUACAACCCUUCUAUGGACUUUCCCCAUGCAUCGGUUGAAGAUGUGCCUUCGUUGACUAGCAGUGCAUCAACAACGACGAACCCUCUGAAUCGAUUCUCGGCUACUUUCUUUCCGCGGCCCCGGCUGUCUACAGAUCGCUCUGCGUCGUUUUCUGCGGCCGUUCACAGGCGCAGUAGUCAGGCCAAUAGUUCGAAGCGAUCAAGCCUGGCCAGCCUUUCCAAGUUGGUUGUGGGGUCUCACGCGGAAAGGAUCUGCCCACCUGUCCCGUCGGGCUGA